Leopardus geoffroyi (Geoffroy's cat) is the source of this 285-nucleotide messenger RNA. Its product is annotated as putative protein ZNF720. The record is from RefSeq and is a predicted model, not a curated record. Gene Ontology annotation, biological process: regulation of DNA-templated transcription. The transcript has 3 exons. Bases 1 to 285 code for a protein of 94 amino acids. NCBI's taxonomy places the organism in Eukaryota, Metazoa, Chordata, Mammalia, Carnivora, Felidae.
AUGGUCAUUGGGUACAAGCAGCUGUUGUAUUCAUUUCAGGGACUCCUGACCUUCAGGGAUGUGCCCAUAGAAUUCUCUCAGGAGGAAUGGGGAUGCUUGAACCACAGUCAGCGGGAGCUGCACAGGGAUGUGAUGUUAGAGACCUAUGGACACCUCCUCUUCUUGGGUCUCAUUGUAUCAAAACGAGACCUGGUCAUCGUUUUGGAGCAAGAGGAGGAGCUGUGGGGUGUGAAGAGAAAGGAGACAGUAGCCUCACACUCAGGUAGGUGGGAGCGAAGCACAUGA